AUGCAGAGCAUUGCCCUUUUCCUCACCUACCUCGCUGCCGCCGGCGUCAGCGCGGCCGAGACCUCCACCGCGACCUCCGCCGCCGCGGCCGCCGCCGCCCCCUCCGAGGCGCCGCCCGGCCCGGAGUCGCGCUGCGUCGACACCUACACGCUCUACAAGGGCAACGGCUCCGCCUCCGCCGGCUGGCCGCCCGUCGCCUCCUGGUCCACCUACGAGCAGCUGUGGAAGGCCAACCUGCCCUUCCUCUCCAUCUCGUGCGUCCGCAACGGCUGGGGCGCCUCCAACUCGCCCGCCGAGACCGCCGACCUCAAGGCCGCCAUCGACGCCAUGGCCGUCGAGACCGGCGUGGACCGCCGCUUCAUCCUGGCCACGGUCAUGCAGGAGUCGUCGGGCUGCGUGCGCGCGCCGACCACGUCCAACGCGGUGCAGAACCCGGGGCUGAUGCAGACGCACAACGGCAACGGCACGUGCGCGACGGCGGACCCGUGUCCGAAGGAGGAGAUUGACCUGAUGAUCAGGGAUGGCGCGGCGGGCACGGCGGACGGGGAUGGGCUGAAGCAGGUGCUGGUGAAGGCGAGGAACAUGACGGGCGGGGCGAAGGCGCCGCAGGAGAGGGUGUUUUACACGGCGUCGAGGCUGUACAACUCGGGAUCGGCGAACCUGACGGCACUGGGAGACCCGAUCACGGCGACGGCGUGCUAUGCGAGUGAUAUCGCGAACAGGCUGACGGGGUGGGUGUUUGCGCCGUCGGAGUGCAGACGCCCGGACGCGUCGGCGGUUUAA
Cordyceps fumosorosea ARSEF 2679 is the source of this 783-nucleotide messenger RNA. RefSeq lists its product as hypothetical. Bases 1 to 783 code for a protein of 260 amino acids. The transcript has a single exon. The record is from RefSeq and is a predicted model, not a curated record. NCBI's taxonomy places the organism in Eukaryota, Fungi, Ascomycota, Sordariomycetes, Hypocreales, Cordycipitaceae.